This is a messenger RNA of Calypte anna (Anna's hummingbird), 8762 nucleotides long. RefSeq names its product ankyrin repeat domain 52 (gene ANKRD52). Lineage: Eukaryota; Metazoa; Chordata; Aves; Apodiformes; Trochilidae. Gene Ontology annotation, molecular function: protein binding. The record is from RefSeq and is a predicted model, not a curated record. The coding region runs from base 74 to 3295 and encodes 1073 amino acids. Gene Ontology annotation, cellular component: cytoplasm. The transcript has 28 exons.
CGACAGCCGCCCGAGCCGAGCCGCCGCGGCCGGAGCCCGAUGCCGGGAGCUGGUCGCUGAGGGCGGCCCCGAGAUGGGGGUUCUCUGCAUCACGGACCAGCCUCCUCUGGUCCAAGCCAUCUUCAACCGUGACAUAGAGGAGGUUCGGUCGCUGCUGAACCAGAAGGAGAACAUUAAUGUCUUGGACCAAGAACGCCGAACGCCGCUGCAUGCUGCUGCCUACAUAGGAGAUGUUGCAAUCCUGGAGCUCCUCAUCCUGUCAGGUGCUAAUGUGAACGCCAAGGACACGGUCUGGCUCACCCCCUUACACCGUGCUGCGGCUUCUCGGAACGAGAAGGCACUUAACCUCCUCCUGAAGCACUCGGCGGAUGUCAAUGCCCGCGACAAGUAUUGGCAAACUCCUCUGCACGUGGCUGCUGCCAACCGGGCCACCAAGUGCGUGGAGGCCAUCAUCCCCCUGCUCAGCACCGUCAACGUGGCCGACCGGACGGGCCGCACGGCUCUGCACCACGCUGUGCACAGUGGGCACCUCGAGAUGGUGAACCUGCUGUUGAACAAAGGGGCCAGCCUGAGUACUUGUGACAAGAAGGAGCGCCAGCCCAUCCACUGGGCAGCUUUCCUGGGGCAUUUGGAAGUUCUGAAGCUGCUGGUGGCCCGGGGAGCUGAUGUGAUGUGUAAGGACAAGAAAGGCUACACCCUGCUGCACACCGCGGCAGCCAGCGGCCAGGUCGAAGUCGUGCGUCACCUGCUGAGGCUGGGGGUCGAGAUCGAUGAACCCAACUCCUUCGGAAACACCGCACUUCACAUCGCCUGCUACAUGGGCCAAGAUGCUGUGGCCAACGAGCUGGUCAACUACGGCGCCAACGUCAAUCAGCCCAACGAGAAGGGCUUCACCCCCCUGCACUUCGCUGCCGUCUCCACCAACGGGGCCCUGUGCCUGGAGCUCCUGGUGAACAACGGGGCAGACGUCAACUUUCAGAGUAAGGAGGGGAAGAGCCCUUUGCACAUGGCUGCCAUUCACGGGCGGUUCACGCGUUCGCAGAUCCUCAUCCAGAACGGCAGCGAGAUCGACUGUGCUGACAAAUACGGCAAUACCCCUCUCCACGUUGCUGCUAGAUAUGGCCACGAGCUGCUAAUUAGUACUUUGAUGACGAAUGGUGCUGACACUGCAAGGCGUGGGAUCCACGACAUGUUCCCUCUGCACUUAGCUGUUCUCUUUGGAUUUUCCGACUGUUGUCGUAAGCUACUUUCCUCAGGUCAGUUGUACAGCAUCGUCUCCUCGCUGAGCAACGAGCACGUGCUGUCUGCAGGCUUCGAUAUCAACACGCCUGACAACCUCGGGAGGACUUGCCUCCACGCUGCUGCUUCUGGAGGGAACGUUGAAUGUCUUAAUUUGCUGUUGAGCAGCGGUGCUGACUUGAGGAGGAGAGAUAAAUUCGGGAGGACUCCCCUGCACUACGCAGCUGCCAAUGGCAGCUACCAGUGUACGGUGACACUGGUGACAGCUGGAGCCAGUAUUAAUGAGGCUGACUGCAAAGGCUGCACCCCCUUACACUAUGCUGCUGCUUCGGACACGUACAGGAGAGCAGAGACUCCUUCAGGGAACAGCCAUGACACUGAUGAGGAGCCGCUGAAGGAGUCGAGGAUGAAGGAGGCAUUCUUUUGUUUAGAGUUCUUGCUGGAUAAUGGUGCUGACCCAUCCCUCCGGGACAAGCAGGGAUACACUGCUGUCCACUAUGCAGCUGCGUAUGGCAACAGGCAGAACCUUGAGCUGCUCCUGGAAAUGUCUUUUAACUGCCUGGAGGAUGUGGAGAGCACCGUUCCAGUCAGCCCUUUGCACUUAGCUGCCUAUAAUGGUCACUGUGAAGCCCUGAAGACACUUGCUGAAACCCUGGUGAACCUCGACGUGCGGGACCACAAGGGUCGGACUGCGCUGUACCUCGCCACAGAGAGAGGAUCCACGGAGUGUGUGGAGGUGCUCACCAGCCACGGCGCGUCUGCCCUGGUCAAGGAGAGGAAGAGGAAGUGGACCCCCUUGCACGCUGCUGCUGCCAAUGGGAACACGGAUUCCCUGCACCUCCUGAUCGACAGUGGGGAGCGGGCAGACAUCACCGACGUCAUGGACAUCCACGGCCAAACCCCACUGAUGCUGGCGAUCAUGAAUGGCCACGUCGACUGCGUCCACCUCCUGCUGGAGAAGGGAUCCACGGCUGAUGCUACAGACAAGAGGGGAAGGACUGCCCUGCACCGAGGGGCUGUGACAGGCUGUGAGGACUGCCUGGCUGCCCUGCUGGACCACGAUGCCUUCGUCCUGUGUCGGGAUUUCAAAGGCCGGACCCCGAUCCACUUUGCGUCGGCUUGUGGGCACUUGGAAGUCCUGAGGACUCUGCUGCAGGCAGCCCUCUCCACUGACCCUCUGGACUCUGUGGUGGACUACAGUGGUUACUCACCAAUGCACUGGGCUUCAUACAGUGGGCAUGAAGAUUGUCUUGAACUGUUACUUGAACACAAUCCGUUUGCGUACCUAGAAGGAAAUCCCUUUACUCCAUUGCACUGUGCAGUAAUUAACAACCAGGACGGCACUGCAGAAAUGCUGGUGGAAGCAUUAGGUGCCAAGAUUGUUAAUAGCAGAGAUGCCAAAGGAAGGACCCCCCUUCACGCUGCUGCCUUUGCAGACAACGUCCAUGGUUUACAGCUGCUUCUGCGCCACCAAGCUGAGGUGGACACGACCGACAAGCUGGGGAGGACUCCCCUCAUGGUGGCUUCUGAGAACGGGCACACCGCAGCCGUCGAGUUCCUGCUGUUCCAAGCAAAAGCAAAUAUAACUGUGCUGGAUGUCAACAAGAACACAGCUCUUCACCUGGCCUGCAGCAAGGGCCAUGAAAAGUGUGCCUUGUUGAUCCUGGGGGAAACCCAAGACCUUGGCCUUAUCAAUGCAAGUAACAGCGCUCUGCAGAUGCCGCUCCACAUCGCAGCUCGCAAUGGGUUGGCCUCUGUCGUCCAGGCCCUGCUCAGCAGAGGUGCCACCGUGCUGGCUGUGGAUGAAGAAGGUCACACCCCAGCCUUGGCUUGUGCCCCCAACAAGGACGUCGCCGACUGCCUGGCACUUAUCCUCUCCACCAUGAAGCCUUUCCCGCCUAAAGACGCCAUCAGCUCUUUCAGCUUCAACCUCCUCAAGAACUGCGGCAUCGCGGCCAAAACCGCCGCCUGCGGGGCCCUGCCCAACGGCGGCUCCUGCCCCUACGGCAAGGACCGGCACGGUGCCAUCGGCUUGGACGGCUGUUACUCGGAGUAGCUUAAACUAUGGGUGACCUAAUAUCUUAUUAUAUUUAUUUAGAAAUUCUAUAAAUAUAGGGCACUUUAAAGGAGAACAAGACUGGGCAGGCCGGCGAGCGUGGCCGGGUAAACCAAGAGUUCAGAGCUUCCCCUUCUCACCGGGGUUGCCAGCGCGGUGCCAAAGCUGUUGAUUGGUGUAAGGAGCAGCUCCAGUGCUGGCCCCGGCCCUGCCUGGCUCCCCCCUCUCCCCACUGCACCCUCCGAGAGGUGGACACCGUGGGAUGAGGGAUGGGGGCUAUCCCCAGCCUUUGGUUUGGGCUGGAAUGGGUCCCUGUGUUUCCUGGUGUUUCCUGGUGUUUCCUGGUGUUUGUUUCCCGGUGUUUCCCAGUGCUUCCCAGUGUUUCCUGGUGCCCAUCCCAGCCCUGCCCUGCCCUGCUCUGGGAUGCCCCCCAGGGUUGCCCCCAGCCCUUGGGACGGGGAAGCCUGAACUCUUGGUGGGACAGAGGGUGGGAAUUUGGGAAUUGUCUGGUCUGGCUAAGCGUUGGGGUGGGUGUGAGCUCCUGGCCAAGUGCCACCGUAACUGCUCCUCUCACAAUCACUUUUAUCUCACGCUCAUCCUUGCGAGUCCAAUGCAAACACUUGAAUCAAGAUCUACUGUACCUGGGACACUAAAAAAAUCCUUUUGGCAGCUGUCAUUUAUAUGCAAAAACGGGUGCUGCUGCCCAACCCCGCGGCCGGCUGGCUGCGGAUGCACUGCUGGAGCCUCCCUGCCCUCACCAGGCACUUUAGGGAUUCUGUUGGUUGGUUGUUGGUUUUUGGGUUGGUUUGUUGUUUUUUUUUUUUUGGUUUUUGUUUCCUUGGCAAAGUGUCGAAUCCUAAGAAACAAUUCCUCCUCCUUGAGUUUUUUUGUUCUGUUUUGCGUGGCUGUUUCCAUGCUAUAGUCAGUGUUGCUUUUUUUUUUUUUUUUUUUUUUUUUUUAAAAAAAAAAAAAAAAAAGGAAAAAAGUUAUUUAUAAAGAAACAAGCAUUUACCUUUAAAAAAACAAAAAAACAAAAAAAAAAUUAUUCUGAAAAUUUUAGCCUUUUAAUAGGGAAAAAAUGCACUUCAAAGUCCUUAUUCACAACCCUCCCUAAGUCUGUGUUUGUUUUCCUCAUGCAGCAUCUUGACAGGUUUAUCAGCACGUGUGUGUGUGGAAUCAUUGUGGUUUUUUUUUCUUCGGGGCUUUCUUUUUUUUUUUUGAAUUCUAGAAAUCAUAUUUAUAAUGCAGGUUUGGAGCAUUCAAGAAAGUUGCACUGGUUUUUCUCCUUUUUUUUUUUUUUUUGUUUUUAUUUUUCCUUCUGAAUUACUGUAACGUUAUCACGUGCAAACCCCCCCUACUCCUUCUCCACCGCACGAGUCUGUGUGAAGCCAAAGACGGGGAUGGAGGGAAGGGGCUGGCAGGGAAGCAGCAUCUUGGGAACCACCUUUUCCCCCGAGCUCCUUCCCCAGGUGGGAUCCCUGUGGGAUAAGAGCAGAGGGAAAAGGAUCCCCCUCUCUCCCUCUCUCCAGGAGCCCUUGGUGGGUGCUCGCCCCCCUCUUCUGCCGCCGCGAGCCUCGCGCCGCGGCUCUUCUGAGAGAAAAAACCCAUUUCUGUAACCAAAAUAAGGUGGGGUUUUUUUGAUUUGAUUCUUUUUUUCCUUUUUUUUUUUUUUUUCUCUAAAUAAUUUCUAAAUGAAGGUGGCUCCUGUCAGGGUGGCAUUGGUCAGGUUUCAGUCGUGGUGCUUUUUGGAGCCGAUGCUCCUGGGAGGCUCCCGGCGGGCCGGGGUGCUGCUGACAGCCCCUGGGAGGUUCCCCUCGCACUUGUUUCUUUCUUUUUAACCAAAGCCAAACUUUUAGAACCAAAUAUGAAGUUUCAGUCUUGGCCUUUGGGUGAUAAGCACAUUUUCUUCACGUUUCACCUAGGAUUUUUUUCCCAGCACGGUCGGGGAUUUCCUGUUGCUCCCCAGGAGCUGGGACUCCCCGUCCCGGUACCGACCCGCACUUGGUUCAGCAAAGCACUUGAGAAAUGGGUGAGAUCUGAGGGCAGGAGUGUCCCCUCCUUCGGUGCCAGUGUGGGAUGGUGUCCCCAACCCAUGGCUUGUCCCCUCCCCAACCCCCCCAGCCCCUUUAGCUUGAAAGAAAGUGUUAACCUUUCUGCACCGAAUACCUCAGUUCGGAACCAGAAUAAACUCACGAAACUUGAAUUUAAAAAGAUCCUUUUUGAAGAUCCUUUUCAGUAUUCUACAGAGGAGAACUGGAAAAAGAGACUUGUUUACAUUGCUGUCGAGUCUGCACUUGCCUCUUGCAGCUCUUUCCCUUUCUGGGAGGAAUUUGGGCAUCACUUUAUCACUUCUUCUUCUCGCUGCUGGCCCUCGCCCUCCCCGCGGGGCAGGAAAAUGGGUCCAAAGUCCUGAGCCGUCGUCUUCAAGGGCUAAAGUUCCUUUUUCAGGCACACGAAGGGGCUGAGCCACCCCCGACCUCAGCUCCUGUCCCCGGCAGCGAUUCCCAGGGACGGGACUGGGUUCGGAGCAGGGCAGACCCCAGGGCCAGGGGAAGGGGCAAGCCAGGAGGCAGCAGCCGAGCUGGGCUGUCCUAGAAGGGAUGUGGCUGUGCCCCUGGUGUCCCUUGUCCCCUGGUCCUUGGUGCCACGUGGCUUUAGCAUCGCUUGGACGCGGCGUUUUCCUGUAGCCAGGGUGAGGGUUCCUUAGAGCACACAGAGAAUGCUGCUGUUCCUUCACACCCCCUUUAAUUUGUUCUGGUUUUGGGGUUGGUUUGUUGGUUUUUUUUAGUGUUAUUGUGGUUUUCAGUUUCUUUGUUUAGAGAAGAAAACUGAUCUCUCUUGGCCUUGUUUUGUGUUACCUUCUGCUCCACGUGACGCCGGGAAGGCCGGCGAGACAAUCAAUGUGAUCUCUGUAAGGGCUUCUCCAUUUCUUCUGUGCAGCACCACGCUUCGUGUGACUGUGUGCUCUGUGCUCUUAGCGAGGAUCUUUUUCUCCCCUCCCCUCGUGUCUUAUUAAAAAUAAUAAUGCUAAUGAUAAUAAUAAUGGUGAUGAUGAUGAUGAUGAUGAUGGAGGGAAACGAGGUUUCAGCAGCGCAUCCGUGGUCUGGGAGCACAUGGGAUGGGGUGGGGUGGGAAGGGGACACGUGGCCAGUGUCCUUGCAGGUCCCAGUCUUGUUCUCCUUUAACGCUGUAUUGUAUACAUUUGACAGCACAGCUUGACAAUUUAAGUAAUAAUCAAAGUGUUUGGUAAUAAUGCAUUAUUUUGCUAAACGAGAUUUGUGAUGGUUUCCCUAGUGCAUUGUAAAGAGGGAUGGAGGGAAACUUCCGCUGCCCUGCCUGUCCCCCCAACCCCCCCAAAGCUCCUCUGGGCCGGUGCUGGGGGCUCCCCAAAUCUUCCUUCCUUCCCACCCACCUUUAUGCCAAAGUUGGACCAUUCCUGCUUCGUGUUCUGCCGGCGCGGCAGCCUUUGGUGUAGCUCUCACCAAGCAGCGACCUUUUUCGGCUUCCCCCCACCUCCCCCCCUCAAAGCUACUGAAAUCUCUUGGUUUGGAACAUGCAGGCACCGAUCACCGUCCCCUCUGCUGCCCCCACCUCUGAAAAAAAGGAAGUUUCUCUCCGCCCCCUUGGUCCAAAGCACUUGCUUCAAGUAAUAAGCACUUUUGUUAAAGCAUGAGUCUGGAUUCCCUUUAGCAUCCCACGGGAUAGAGAGCAGCAAGAGCGAAGGGAUAAGAGAGUGUCUUUGGGUUUAUUUUUUCAUUUUUAGUUUUAAGAAGAAGAAGAAAAAAAAAGUUUGUUUCUAGGGAAUGAGUGAACAAAGGGAAAGUUGCGUUUGAGAGAGAGAGAGAGAGAGAAAAGAAAAAACAAAAAAAGAUAAGAAAAAAAGAAAAAAAAAGAAAAAAAAAAAACAAAAAAAAAACAAAACAGCACAAAUACAUUUCAAGUCCCAGGUGUAUUUGCACUGCCAUUGCUAGAGCAGGGGCCGCCUGCCCUGCGGCCCCCUGAGCCAUAGAACUGCUGACGAACCCUGAAUGUAACGACCCCGCCGAGGGCACCACUCGGCACGGGCACGGCACGAAACUCAAAACGAACCCAACAAUGAGGAGAAUCUGCUGCCUGUUUCUUUUGUCGUUGCUGUUCCCGAGCUGCAGGCAAUUUGAAAGUUAUUUUUUAAUUUAGGACAAUGUUUCCCCCUCCCUGCUCAGUCCCCGAUCCUUCCCCCCCCCACCCCACUCCUUCACCUCCUUGCUCCCUCCAUCAGAAGCGAGAUGCAGAGGGAGCAGUCCCCGGCCUGGGGCUGGAAUCUGGCAGAUAUAAAGUAGCACUAAAAAACAAAGCUAAAAACUCCAAAACAAGGAAAAAAAAAUAAAAAAUAACAAGUUGUUUUUCCAUUUGUUUGGUUUGCCCCCUCUGUGGUGAGGCACUGACACCCCGGGGUCCCCCGUUAGUGAGAAGCCAGUGAGAAACCAAACCCAGGAGCAAACUGCAGAGACCCAAGAAACAACCUUUUUCUUUGAUUUUAUUCUGAUGCUGAGCCAGGGGGUUGGGGGGCAGGAGCUGCCCCCUCUCCCUCCCAGCUCCAGCCCAGGGUCCCCGCGUCCCCCCGCCUGCCACAGGGACCACAGUUGGGGGGACCUGGGUGUCCCCCCCGGUGUGACCUCUGGGGUCAGGCCAGCCUACGCUCACCUUUGCCUUCAGUGAGAAACCAAAGGAAAAACCAACCCCAUCCCCACGCCACUGGCACGGACACGCGGAGUCUUUGGUUUGGGGUGUGUUUGGUUUUUUUUUUCUCUUUUUUUUUUUUUUCCUUUUUCUUUCCCUUUUCUCCUCCUUCUCUUUGUGUUUUCUCCAAGGACGCGAGGAUGUGUUCAAACCUCUUCUCCUGCCUGAAUAUUUGGUUUGGUUUUGUUGUUUUGGUUUUUUUUUCCCCUGGGCUCGGCCGAGCUGGGUUGCAUUUCGAAAGGAGAAAACAAAACAAGAACCCACAAACCCCAAGAAAGCCAAGACUCGGCGGGAUCGGGGAGGCAGAGGGUAACGUAACACAUGAGGCCAGACCCAGGGGUGGACCGGGGGCUCUCGGUACCGUGGCUCUUAAAUGAAAACCCCUGGAGUCACGGUGUGGGGCUGGGACGGAGCCGGAGCCCCCGCGGGGCAGCGGGGAAGGGGGAGGAAUCUCCGAGGACUCGAAGGCAUCUGUAGCAAGCUCUGUGUCUUUACAAUAUCCUGUGUGUAAAUGCUGCACCUCUGUAUAUUAUGCACAUAAACAUUUCUUUGAAUAAGAUAGGACAGACCUCAUCACCAGUCAGGUACCAACGACUCCUCCUCCUCCUCCUCCGUGUCUCGGUGUUCUGGCGUGUGUGUUGUGUGCAAGCAGUUUGUCUGUGGGUCCGUGUGUCCGGGUGUUGUCUGAGCUUCCCGUGCAGAGGAAAAGGAGGGGGGAAAAAAAAAAAAAAAAAAAGUUUAAAAAAAA